Messenger RNA from Canis lupus familiaris (dog), 4436 nucleotides. It is a transcript of the gene STK17B, whose product is annotated as serine/threonine kinase 17b. The transcript has 8 exons. The record is from RefSeq and is a predicted model, not a curated record. Gene Ontology annotation, biological process: positive regulation of apoptotic process; protein phosphorylation; intracellular signal transduction. Gene Ontology annotation, cellular component: nucleus. Gene Ontology annotation, molecular function: ATP binding; protein serine/threonine kinase activity. Bases 266 to 1384 code for a protein of 372 amino acids. Lineage: Eukaryota; Metazoa; Chordata; Mammalia; Carnivora; Canidae.
GCGAGUCGGGCCGCCGGGAGCCGCGGUCGCCGGGAGCCGCCCGCCGGGGAACGGGUCCAGCUGCGGGCCGUGGCGCCGAAGAGGACGAGGGGCGCCGCCACCGCGGAGCGCCGGGCGCCUCGGCGGGCCGGAGCUGGAGGAGCCGUGCGCUGGCCGCCGGCGUGCGGCGGGACGGGAGCCCCUCGGAGGGGCCGCCCGGGAGGAGCGGCUGCGGCCCGAGGGUAAAAAUAAGUGAUUAAAGAACCAUACCUGGGAGUCAUCUAACAUGUCGAGGAGAAGAUUUGAUUGCCGAAGUAUUUCAGGCUUGCUAACUACAACUCCUCAAACUCCAAUGAAAAUGGAAAACUUUAAUAAUUUUUAUACACUUACAUCUAAAGAGCUGGGAAGAGGAAAGUUUGCUGUGGUUAGACAGUGUAUAUCAAAAUCUACUGGCCAAGAAUAUGCUGCAAAAUUUCUAAAAAAGAGAAGAAGAGGGCAGGAUUGUCGAGCAGAGAUUCUACAUGAGAUUGCCAUACUUGAAUUGGCAAAGUCUUGUCCUCAUGUAAUUAAUCUUCAUGAAGUCUAUGAAAAUACCAGUGAAAUCAUUUUGAUACUGGAGUAUGCUGCGGGUGGAGAAAUUUUCAACUUGUGUUUGCCUGAGCUGGCUGAAAUGGUUUCUGAAAAUGAUAUUAUCAGGCUCAUUAAACAAAUACUUGAAGGAGUUUGUUAUCUACAUCAGAAUAACAUUGUACACCUUGAUUUAAAGCCACAGAAUAUAUUAUUGAGCAGCAUAUAUCCUCUUGGAGAUAUAAAAAUUGUAGAUUUUGGAAUGUCUCGAAAAAUAGGAAAUGCAUGUGAACUUCGGGAAAUCAUGGGAACACCAGAAUACUUAGCUCCAGAAAUCCUGAACUAUGAUCCUAUUACCACAGCAACAGAUAUGUGGAAUGUUGGUAUAAUAGCAUAUAUGUUGUUAACUCAUACAUCUCCAUUUGUGGGAGAAGAUAACCAAGAAACAUACCUCAAUAUUUCUCAAGUUAAUGUAGAUUAUUCAGAAGAAACUUUUUCGUCAGUUUCACAGCUGGCCACAGACUUUAUCCAGAGGCUUCUAGUAAAAAAUCCAGAGAAAAGACCAACAGCAGAAAUCUGCCUGUCUCAUUCUUGGCUACAGCAGUGGGACUUUGGAAACUUAUUUCAUCCUGAAGAAACCUCCAGUUCCUCUCAAAGUCAAGAUCAUUCAUUAAGGUCCUCUGAAGACAAAACUUCUAAAUCCUCUUGUAAUGGAACCUGUAGUGAUCGAGAAGACAAAGAGAAUAUUCCAGAGGACAGCAGCAUGGUUUCCAAAAGAUUUCGCUUUGAUAACUCAUUGCCCAAUCCCCAUGAACUUGUUUCAGAUUUGCUGUGUUAGCACUUUGCUCUUUGACUUAUUUGGACUGAAUUUGGGCUACUCCAAUGUGAGAUUGUAGUUUGUAGCUUCAUUUAUGGCAUGUUUAUAUUGUAAAUGCACUUUUGCAGAGAAAAGUUUAGGGAAGUGUUUUGAUGCUAAAUUACUGGUUACCAGCAUAAUUUCAUUUCCUGUUCUGAGAUAUUAACUCUAAAAGAAGAAAUAUUUUAAAAUAUGACAAAAAAUAAAAUGCAUGUGAGUUUACAUGGUAAUGAAAUAAUUCAAGUUCAAAUGGAUUUAUCACAAUGUUUUACAGAUGAGGGAAACAGUGAUUUGGGUUUUAUUAUGGUUGAAAUAAACUCAACAAAACGAAGACAUUUGAAUUUAAUAGGUUCUCUAAGGUAAGUCCUACACCAUGCCUCUAUUGACAAAGUUUUGUUAGGAUAAUAGUGUCAAGUUUAAGAAUAUGUACUAUUUUAUAGAUGCUCAAGGAAUAUUUUAUACUUGAAAAUAUUUCAAUCAUAAAUAUUUUGAAACUGCCUAAGAUUUCCAGGAUGUGGUCUGCUACAUGAGACAGGUGUUUUAACCAGAGCCAAGAGGAAAUUAGAAACCUGAUUAGGAAUAUCCUAUACAAGUUGGAGCAGAAAAAAAAAAAAAAAAAAAAAAAGCAGCAUGGCAUCAUUUUUUAACUCAACUGUCUUUUGCCCUCUCGCAACAUACUUCAGAUUUAAUAAGGUCUGAAAGAUGGAAAAUUAGAUGGUGUAGUGGAUUUUCAUCUAGAAUUUCAGGAGUAGAAGAUACUUACACAAAACCAUGUGCUCCAUUUUGGGUGACAAAACAUAUUUAUUAAUUAAAUGUGGGGGAAAAAAUGCUGCCUGAAUUUGGCAACUUACAGAAUUGUAGAUGUUUUCUAAGUCUUAGGAUAUAAGCCAAUCAUUUGGAGUUCUAAAAGUACGCAUAAAAAUAUAUCACAGCCCAGUAAGACUAUUAACUCAGGGCCAGAGUCCGUGACAGCGAGGUGGACAUGAUCAUAAAACCUGGUGACAUCAUGCUCUACUCACAUGUAAGAUUCCAGUGAGUGAUGAGGCUCAGCAGAAGGUGAUCUGCAGCGUGACCUUUAAUGGUCUUUUGCUGAGACCAAUGCAAGUAAGAGUCUAAGGUCAGCAGAGUGGCUGGUGACUGUUGUGCUAAUAGAGGAGAAAUGUAUUCCUUUUUUGGUUAUCUUUGAUGACUUGGCACCUGGUUACUAUUAAAGAUUCAGUUAUAUUACCAUGCUGGGUUAAUUGUAACCUCAUGACCAUGUUACUAUAUUAAAAGAAAUUAUAUUUUGACAAAAAAAUUCUUGAGUUCCCCCCUUGAAUUGUAUAUUACUCUAAUUUGGUAAGAUUACAAAAAACUUAAAACUAUUAAUAGCCAUCAGUUCACUUUAUUUGGCUAACUGGUGAAUUCUUUUUAAAUCUUUAGCAUUUCUUAAAGGAAAUGUGAUUUCUAUUUGUGUGUGCAUAUGUGUAUAUGUAUAGGUAUAUGUAUUUAUGUAUAGAUAGAUAAAAUAUAGUCUUUAGACAACUUCUCUUAGAGAUUCUUUGCUCUACUAUAUUGUGUUCAACUCAGGUGCCAAAGGAGCUCUCUUCUGAUGGACAUGUAAAUAUACAUUUAAGUUCUUUAAGAAGUAGUUUGUUGGUUCAAUAAACUAGCCAUUACAGAAGCUAAAUUGGGCUCUUGUAUAUCUAAAACUGAGAAGUUUUUUUCUAACAUGUUGAUCAUCCAUUUAUUUGCCUUCCAUACUAAGCUAAUGCAGGUAAAGCUUGGUAAGCCAUUGGUGAAGAGGAUUUUUUACAAAAGAUCAUAUUUUUAAAUUUCUAGAGGAAUUUAUGCCAUAGUAAAAAUUAAGAAUAAAAAAAGUUUGAAUUUUAAAUUAUAAGCUAAUUCUUAAAAAGUAUUUUAUACCAGCUUUCUUUUAAUCUGAGGAAUCUUAAAAUAGUUCAUAUGCUGCCCUUUAGUAAUAGAAUACACAAAGUUGUAAAUUUCAUAUCUUUUUUCCUAUUUUUAUUGUAAAAAAUAAAAAAUAGUUGCACAAACAGUAUAAAAAUGCAAUUUCUUCGUAAAAGUGAAUUUAAAUAUUUUCACUGUUUGAAGUAUGAAAAUAAAUGAAACCAGUAUUUAGAGAGAAUCUAACAAAUGAUUCCAUUUUUUUUCUCCAAAGAUUGAAAACAAGUAUCUAUCAGAAGUGGAUGAAGUAUCUUGUUAAAAGUAGGAAUCUUAGUCCCUGUCAGGUGAACAGAUGUCAGUAACACUUAAACACAUCUGAAAAUUAAUGUUAAAUUGUGAUGAGUUUAUAAAGUUUAAUAACUUUGCUUUUUGGAUAGAUAGGGUUAAAAAAAUAAAGUAUAGAAGACAGUUACAAUUGUUAUUUUAAUUUUUUUCUCCACGGUCAAGUUAACUCAGUGGUAAAGUUAUAGUGGCACUUUAAGGACAUAAGCAGUAUGUGUUCUGCAGCCGGUAAGGAGAUAAGGCACCUGUGCCAGAGUAUAUAUCAGUACAUUUCUUCCUUUAAAGAAAGUCUUGUUAUAAAAAAAAAAAGCUGAUUAAUGAUAUAAUUGAUUUUCAUUCUGGCACAAGUUCUUUCUUUCGUUUGGGAUGGGUUGCUAAUAGCUCAUGGACCAUACUUUGAAUAGCCUUGCUCUAAGCAAUGUUUAUAAAUUGCUAGUUUAUAACUGUUUACAUUUCUUCUGUUUAUUUUUGAAUUUUCAUCUUUAUAUCUGUCUUGCAAACUUGUCUUUAUUCAUUGUUGUGUUAACAAUUGUACUUAAAUUUCAAAUUGUUUUAAGAUUAAGUUACCUGACUUCAAUUUGGAGAAAUAUUAUCAAUUUAUAAUUUUAUAAGAGUUUAAAGAAUUUUAAAUUCUAAUUGUUAAAUUCACACAAAUUACAAGUGCCCUCAACCUUCAUGAAAUAAUCAUGUUGCUUACGCAUAUUGACUGACAUUAUGAUGAAUAUUUCGGUAAAAAAAAAACAAAAAACCUUAUAUCAACUUAAUGGUCCUUUUGGUUAAAAAUUAAAAAGCACUUUUUUACAUC